UAUAUUUCAAGUUUCUAGAAUAUUUUAAUUCUUUCUCUGGAUAUGUCCAGCCUGUAUGUUCUUACAAAAAAAUGCCACCUGUUUUAUCUCAGGGUUUUUUUGAUAGACUACAAGCAUCCUAGCUUUAUCAGCCAUACUCUCAAAUAUCCCAUAGCUUCAGUUUUAUUACAAGUGCUAACUUUUCUUUAUGCCAGUGGAGCAUUGCAUUAACCUAUGUGAAUUAGUCUCUGACAGCACAGUAUUGUUCACUGUGUGUUACAGAUGGAAGUUCAAGACAAGCAUUGUCUUAUUUUGUGGUUUGAGUUCUGUGGAUACAGUUCUUCACAAACACCUCCAACCUGGGUCCUUCCCAUGGGCUGCAGGUCUUCAAGAAGUGCUCCAGCAUGGGUCCUUUUCACAGGACUUCUGGGACACAGCUGGACAGGAGAGGUUCCAGAGCAUGCAUGCAUCCUAUUACCAUAAGGCUCACGCUUGUAUCAUGGUGUUUGAUGUGCAGCGGAAAGUCACCUACAAGAACUUAAACAGCUGGUACAAGGAGCUGAGAGAAUUUCGCCCAGAGAUUCCUUGCAUUGUGGUGGCCAACAAAAUUGAUGCGGAUAUGAAGGUGACCCAGAAAAGCUUCAACUUUGCCCGGAAGUUCAGUUUGCCCUUUUACUUUGUGUCUGCUGCAGAUGGCACCAAUGUGGUGAAGCUCUUCAAUGACGCUAUCAAACUGGCAGUUGCUUACAAACAGAAUUCGGGAGAUUUCAUGGACGAGGUCAUGCAAGAACUGGAGAGCUUUGACCUGCAGAAGAAGAGUGAGAAUUUGUCAGAUAAAGAGGAGAGCUGCCCUGAAGAGAAGCCCCCAUCUGCCUAAGCCCUGGACCCAGAGUCUGCUUUUCCCUUUGCUCUAGAUUUCUGGGGCUAGUUAGAGCUGGCCUUCACAGAGGAGAGUGAUUGUUGUCAUGCCCUGAGAGCACUGGUGGUGGGCAGCUGGACCUUACUAGACAGUGGGAGGCUGUCUAGGCAUAACCGCCCUUGACUUGGCCCUAGCCACUGCAUAUCAAGGUCAAGGAAAGGGCAGAAGUAUCCACGUGGUUGCUAGUUACCACAUGCUUCUUCAAGGCAAAGCUUGCCAGCAGGGCUAAACUGCUCUUGGACAUGCAGGGAAGGGUCCUGCCCAGGUGCUUUAAUGGUACCUACUGGAGAAAACAAACACUAAAGAAUUCUUUUUAUAAAGCUUUGAGCUUGCA
This is a messenger RNA of Falco peregrinus (peregrine falcon), 1232 nucleotides long. Its product is annotated as RAB, member of RAS oncogene family like 2B. The record is from RefSeq and is a predicted model, not a curated record. The transcript has 6 exons. Gene Ontology annotation, molecular function: GTP binding; GTPase activity. NCBI's taxonomy places the organism in Eukaryota, Metazoa, Chordata, Aves, Falconiformes, Falconidae. Gene Ontology annotation, cellular component: endosome; Golgi apparatus. Bases 188 to 856 code for a protein of 222 amino acids.